GAGGCAGGCGGCGGCGGAACGUGGGCUGUCUGUUCGCUCUCCCCGCGCACGCACACUCCACCGCGUCGCUGCCGCUCUCGGGGCCGUGCUGGGAUUCUGGCCGCCAGCAAUCGUCCGACACAUUUCACCAAACCAGGAGCUGCAUGGGUACAAGUAUCUAAGCUCUUCCCAGGAUCUCACAGGGCACAAAGGAGCUGCUCAGAAAAUGAUGCCCAAUACUGUGCUUACCUUGCAAUCAGGAAAAUUCCAUUGAACCAUGGCCUCACUGUGGAAUACCUUAGCCACAGAAUUCUGGGCGAAUGCACCUUAUGAGGGCUGGAGGUUUACAAGUGAGGAAAUGGUCUCAUUGAAGUUGGUGCAAGUUCCACAGCUAUUAAAUGACAAUGCCAGGGUCAGUAUAGACAGUCUGAGUCCAGAACCCCCUAAACCAGAAAUAAUGCAAAAGGUGUCCCAAGGCUUCUGAUCAGUGAACCAAGAUUUGAGAAAGACAGCCAAGCUCAUGUUUUCUCCUGAUCAAGAAAAUCAUCCAUCCAAAGCACCAGUAAAAUAUGGUGAACUCAUUGUCCUAGGGUAUAAUGGGUCUCUCCCAAAUGGCGAUAGAGGAAGGAGAAAAAGUAGGUUUGCUUUGUUUAAAAGACCUAAGGCAAAUGGGGUGAAGCCCAGCACUGUGCAUAUUGCUUGUACUCCUCAGGCUGCAAAGGCAAUAAGCAACAAGGACCAGCAUAGCAUAUCAUAUACCUUAUCUCGGGCACAGACAGUGGUGGUUGAAUACACUCAUGACAGCAACACUGAUAUGUUCCAGAUUGGUCGGUCAACUGAAAGUCCCAUUGACUUUGUAGUAACUGACACAGUUCCUGGAAGUCAAAGUAAUUCUGAUACACAGUCAGUGCAAAGCACUAUAUCAAGAUUUGCCUGUAGAAUCAUAUGUGAACGGAAUCCCCCCUUUACAGCACGGAUUUAUGCUGCAGGAUUUGACUCAUCAAAAAACAUCUUUCUUGGGGUAAAAAAUGUUUUCCUAAAUGAUGCAUUAUUUUAUAACCACUUCUUUUACCAAAGUACAAGUAAACAGAAGCUUUCUAUUCUUAUCCCUACUAGGAGAACCACUAAUGGUGUUCUUGUUAUGCAUCCACGCAAUGGGUUUACAGAAGACUCCAAGCCUGGAAUAUGGAGAGAAAUAUCAGUGUGUGGAAAUGUAUUCAGCCUACGUGAAACCAGAUCAGCUCAGCAGAGAGGAAAAAUGGUGGAAAUUGAGACCAAUCAGUUACAAGAUGGCUCAUUGAUUGACCUCUGUGGAGCAACAUUGCUGUGGCGUACUGCGGAAGGCCUGUCCCGCACUCCCACAGUGAAGCAUUUAGAAGCUUUGAGACAGGAAAUCAAUGCCGCGAGACCUCAGUGCCCUGUAGGGUUCAACACUUUAGCAUUUCCAAGUAUGAAGAGGAAAGAUGUUGUCGAUGAAAAACAACCAUGGGUCUAUCUAAACUGUGGCCACGUUCAUGGCUAUCAUAACUGGGGAAACAAAGAAGAACGUGACGGAAAAGAUCGUGAAUGUCCUAUGUGUAGGUCUGUUGGUCCUUAUGUUCCUCUGUGGCUUGGAUGUGAAGCUGGAUUUUAUGUGGACGCUGGCCCUCCAACCCAUGCGUUUAGCCCGUGUGGGCAUGUGUGUUCAGAAAAGACAACUGCCUACUGGUCCCAGAUCCCGCUUCCUCAUGGUACUCAUACUUUUCAUGCAGCGUGUCCCUUUUGUGCACAUCAAUUGGCUGGUGAACAAGGCUACAUCAGACUUAUUUUCCAAGGACCUCUAGACUAACAGACAGUUGUACUCCAGGACCACAUUAUAAAUUUAUAAGCUAAGUGAGCUGGGUUUUCCAACCUGUUGUCCACGUCACAGUUUCUCUGCUCUGGUCAUUUGCAUUAAGAUGAAGAAUUUUUUUAGACAUUUAUAAUAAAUAGUACAAUUUCUAAUCAAAAACCUGGAAAACUCAAACAAAGGAAUUUCUGAAAGUACCAGACUUCAGAAUUCCGAGUUUUGAAAAUAUAUUUUGAGGAAAAAAAGACAUAGUCUAAUUUGAUGCCUUCAUUGUAGUGUCUUUGAAUCACCCAUCCUCAGUGUUGAAAAAUUGUUUUGUAUAACUGAGGGGACUGUUGGUUCAAACUAUGUUAGUUUACUGUUUGUUGCAAACAUUGUAAAAUACAGCAACAUGUAUAUUAACUUUUUUUUCUAUUUAUCUUUAUUAUAGAAAAUAUCUUAGAAUGUUCUUGGUAGAGUAGCAUGGUAAAUGAUGGUGUCACACUCUUGGUGUGAAUGGUAGUUUAGUGAGCAUAGCUCAAGGAUUUGCAAGGUUAGGAACAAGGACAAGAGAGCCUCUCUCCCAUCCCCAUCUAAAUAUGGAAUUUGGUAAAUUAAAAUACUUUGUAAAACCAAAUUCAUGUCAAUUACCAUUGUGUAAGAGGUGUUUGUUUUUAACCACAUUGAAGAUUAUCAGGAAAGAUUUUUUUUCCUUAAUGUUUCUCUUAAGUAUAGUACUAUCACAAAAACUUAAUGCUAAGAAACAUUUUAUAUGCUCCUUUGAAUAUGCAAUUUAAUGUAGAUUAUCUAUUUUUCUCCCAUGAUAACUAAUCUGUUUUUAGUAUCAGCAACAUUUGGCAAGUUUGUUUUUUAGAUAUAUAUAAACUGUGGUUCAUCUGUUCACUGUUUUCUACAAAAAAAUUACUCCCAUGAGAAAAAGCAUAAAUUAACAAGAAAGGAGAGUGACUUGAUUUGCUUUAGAAAAAGAAAUGCUUAAUUAAUUAAUUAUUCUAUAUUUGGCCUUAUCCAGGCAUUAAGAAUACAGGUGAUUAAAGGGAUAACUGAAAAUAGUGCCCCCCCCAGCCAACCCUUUUUUUAACCUAGUAGAUAGGCCUUAACUAUGGGCUUGAAUCCUAAGGAGAGUUGCCACAGUGCAACCCAAGGAAAUGUUGGUUGGCACAUGAGCACAAGUGACAGCCAAGUGGGGGAAUGUACUUGCAUGGUCUGUUAAUUCUCUUAUUCCAGUAAGUUCUUAGCUUUCAGAAGCAAGAAAAUGGUUCUUCUUUCCCCAACCCCCACCCUCACACUUUUUUCUUUUUUUUGAUGCACCACAAGGAAAGUAUAGACAGUUGCACUACAUACAUCAAACCGUUUGUGACACUUGUAGAAAUCAAUACACUUUUAGAUUAGAAAGAGUAACUUUUUAAACUUUUGAUUUGUUUUCCUUUAGUUUAAAAAGUUGUAUGAUGCUUAAUUGACUAGCAAAUUUUUGUAUGUGGUAGCAUAGCUUUAAUUUAUCCUAUUGCAAUGCUAUUCUGAAUUUUCUUUUGGCUUAGAAAAAAACAAACCUUGUUGCUUAGAAGCCAUGAACUGUUUUAUUUUACUUGUCAAAAUUUCCUUGUUUUUAAAAAUGAUCAUUUGGGUUCACUCAGGAAGUGCAUGUCAGGAAACUUGUAUUAUAAGUUUACCAGUUGUGAUGUAUCAGUAACUGCUGUUACCCCUUUUUCAAAGAAAUAUAACUGAUUUUGAAGUUUUCUAGCUUGUCACAUGCCUUGUGACUAAUGCCUGGAAAUCAAGUCUUGUGUUGUAUUUGUUCUAGUCAUUUCUAUUCAAGCUAUAUAUUGUAGCUAAUUUUUAUUUGCAAUUAAUUUAUUCAAAUUAAGUAAAUACUUUUCAAAAUAGA
Messenger RNA from Manis javanica (Malayan pangolin), 3689 nucleotides. The record is from RefSeq and is a predicted model, not a curated record. NCBI's taxonomy places the organism in Eukaryota, Metazoa, Chordata, Mammalia, Pholidota, Manidae.